Molecule: messenger RNA, 714 nt
Organism: Mesorhabditis spiculigera
Lineage: Eukaryota; Metazoa; Nematoda; Chromadorea; Rhabditida; Rhabditidae
Source: the annotation of a GenBank genome assembly
AUGCUUCUCAAGGCCUUUUUCCUCGGCUCCCUGCUGGUGAUUGCGGCUUACGCCGAAGAGGAGGCGACCACCGCCGCCCCGAAGGAGGAGGUCACCUCGCCGGCCGUCGUCCGUGCCAAGAGGCAGUGUGGCUGCUCCGGGUGCUCGUCGUGCGGUCAGCAGCAGACUCAGGUCAUCGUCCUCCAGCAGCAGCAGCAGAACCAGUGCCAGUCGCCAUGCUGCAACUCGUGCCAGUCCGCCUGCCAGAGCCAGUGCUCCACCCCCAUCUGCGUCCAGGGAUGCCAGUCCUCGUGCAACUCGCAGUGCAGCAACUCCCAGCAGCCAAUCGUCAUCGUCGUCCCCAACAACGACCAAUGCUCCUCGUCCUGCUCCAACUCGUGCCAGCAGCAGUGCCCCACCCCCGUCUGCGUCCAGACCUGCCAGAACCAGUGCCAGUCUGCCUGCGGAUGCCAGAGCAACAACUGCAACCAGCAGCAGCAGCCCAUCAUCGUCCUCCAGCAGCAGCAGAACCAGUGCCAGAACACCUGCCAGAGCCAGUGCAUGAACUCCUGCACCACCACCCAGACUGUCCUGCAGUGCCAGCCGGUGUGCGCCCAGACUUGCCAGCAGACCUGCCAGCAAGCCCAGCAGAUCGUCAUCCCGUGCCAGAGCUCCGGCUCGUCGUGCUCGUGCAACUCUGGCUACUCCCAGUGCGGAGGCUCGUGCUGCCGUAUC